Messenger RNA from Canis lupus familiaris (dog), 717 nucleotides. It is a transcript of the gene RAC1, whose product is annotated as Rac family small GTPase 1. Gene Ontology annotation, cellular component: plasma membrane; dendritic spine; cytoplasmic vesicle. The record is from RefSeq and is marked provisional. Gene Ontology annotation, molecular function: GTPase activity; protein kinase binding; GTP binding. Gene Ontology annotation, biological process: small GTPase-mediated signal transduction; actin filament organization; establishment or maintenance of cell polarity. NCBI's taxonomy places the organism in Eukaryota, Metazoa, Chordata, Mammalia, Carnivora, Canidae.
AUGCAGGCCAUCAAGUGUGUGGUGGUGGGAGACGGAGCUGUAGGUAAAACUUGUCUACUGAUCAGUUACACAACCAAUGCAUUUCCUGGAGAAUACAUCCCCACUGUCUUUGACAAUUACUCUGCCAAUGUUAUGGUAGAUGGAAAACCAGUGAAUCUGGGCUUAUGGGAUACAGCUGGACAAGAAGAUUAUGACAGAUUACGUCCCUUAUCCUAUCCGCAAACAGAUGUAUUCUUAAUUUGCUUUUCUCUUGUGAGUCCUGCAUCAUUUGAAAAUGUUCGAGCAAAGUGGUACCCUGAAGUGCGACACCACUGUCCCAACACCCCUAUCAUCUUGGUGGGGACUAAACUUGAUCUCAGGGACGACAAAGACACGAUUGAGAAACUGAAGGAGAAGAAGCUGACUCCCAUCACCUACCCACAGGGUCUGGCCAUGGCUAAGGAGAUCGGUGCUGUAAAAUACCUGGAGUGCUCUGCUCUCACGCAGCGAGGCCUCAAGACAGUGUUUGAUGAAGCUAUUCGAGCGGUUCUCUGCCCCCCUCCCGUCAAGAAGAGGAAGAGAAAAUGCCUGCUGUUGUAAAUGUUGGGUUCCCCUGCCCCAUCCCCCUCAGAACCUUUGUACGCUUUGCUCAAAAAUGGUGGAGCCUUCGCACUCAAUGCCAAGUUUUUGUUACAGAUUAGUUUUUCCAUAAAACCAUUUGAACCAAUCAGUAAUUUU